AUGGACAUCAAUACCAACAGCAGAGGCAGUCAUGCCAGCAGCAAGCCCAAGCAUAUUUCUAGACUCAGAAAAGAGAUGCUCCAACAUCGUAUGCACCAGAACCCCUUCAGCUCACCACCAUCAUCCACGGGCUCCCACGACACGGUCAGCACCACCACCGAAGAGCUCUCCCGGAAUCUUUCCGAUUUCUCCUUCAGUCCCGACGGCGAGGGCACCCGCCGACUGAGCCAAGAGCUGCCCAAUCCCUCCAAGCGCCACGCCUCCCGGUCAGGCCGCUUCGGCGCCAGGCAGACGGACACGGUCCUCAACACGUCGGUCAUUGCUCGCACCUUUCCCGAGUGGACUGGUCUCUUGUCCAAGGCCGACGUGUCCCUCACCAAAACAGACGACAUGGCCGCAGCGCUCGAGCCCGUUUCUGCCUCCCCGGGCGGGAAGGAGAACAUGCCCCCGAACCAGGAACGUGCGGAUGAGAAUCCCUUUGGGAAUGUGGCCGACGCAAAGAGGAAGCGCGUCCGCGCCGAUCUACAGGCGCGCGUUGAGAACGAGUCCGACUGCUCUACCGUCCUCUCCCUCUCGCCUGGGCGGCCGGCCUCGGCAUCGCGCCGGUCCCGGUUCGCGCCCACCCAGCCGGGCGCCGUCCUGUCCCCCGAUGCCGCGAAGCGCUCCCUCCAGGACAUGGCGUCCAAGAUCCGGACCGAGAAACACACCACCAGACACGACGCCACUCCGAAGCGCUCUCUCUCCGAUGCACAACCCGACCAUGCAACCCCGGCUCACGCCGUCGGGCUCGAUAACAGCGUCAUCACCCCCACCAGCCGCUCCUUCUUCUUACCUCCUCUCCGCCAUCUCCCCGACUGGACUUCGGGGACUCUCAAGUUUAGUACCAUGAAGAACGGCGUCCCUGUCUUCGUCAGGUCGGGCAAGUCUGGUGUCCGUCUGGACAAGCACGGCAGGGACCACGACGAGAUUCACGAAGUCGGCAUCAGCAAGGAGGACGAGGAGAUAUUCGUCUCUAUGGAUAAGCUCCAGGAGGAGGUCCGCGAGCUCCACGACCACGAUGCGAUGCUGCAGCGCGAGGCCGAGAGGCUGCAGCGCGAAGUCGACCUGCUCCAGGCUGAGCUCAAGAGGCUCAAGGGCCGGAAGCUCUCGGAUAGUGCCAUCGGCUCAGAAUCCGAUGCCUCGUUCCGGCGCAGCGGUGGGCCUAACGAGGAUCUGGAGCGUGAGAUUGCGCAGCUGCGGGAUCGUCUUGACCAGGCUAGUAGACAGGUCGGCGUCAACGACAUCCACACUGCUGCCCUCACCGCGGAGCGCGAUGAGGCCUUGCAUCAGGCCUCUGUCGCCCGCGAGCGCGCCACGAAGCUCCAAGCCGAGCUGGAAGCCACGCAGAGGGACCUCGAGUCUUCUCUUCACUUGCUGCAGGAGAAGGAGGAACUGCAGCUCGAGAACGAGAAUCUGCUUGCCGAGAACCAAACCCUCAAAAAUCAACGCGACUCGGCACUCCAGAACAACAAGAGUCUGACCGCCGAGAACGACAAGCUCCGACGGGAACUCAGCGGGGUACAGAAAGACCUCCGCAUGACUCGCGAGGAGCUGGUCUCGGUGCGCAAGCAAUACGAAGCGCUGCAGGAGGAGAAGCGCCAGCUCGCACAGGACCAUGCCAGCAUGGAGCGCAACAAUGACAACUACUACAAGGAGAACAAGAAACUGCAGGCGCAAGUGGCCGCCCGGGACCAACACAUCGCCGAUUUGAAGAAGGGCAUCAGUUCUCGAGACAAGAUGCUCGAAAACAUUGAGGGCCUGACAACGAACACGGCCGUCCUCGAGUUGAAUGCCGAACUCCAAGCCGAAGCCGAACGGCUACAGACCAAGACGGAAAAGCUGGCCGCCGAGCUGCAGCGGAAGGACAGCGAGCUCAGCGUGAGGGAGGGCCGGAUUCGCUCUCUCAAGGAGGAAAAUCUCGACCUUUCUAUCGAAAAUGAAAGACUGCGGGAGGAGAACCAGCGUCUUCGCUCCGAGCAAGAGGAAACACAUGGCCAGUGGGUCAAUGAGAGGCUUAAGGCGGCUCGCCACAACCAGUCCCGCUCCAAUAAGGCGGUGGAUGAUGAUACCGACGAUUGUGUCCGCUUGGACGAUGACUUCAAGCAGAGGGAGGCGGCGCUCCGGAAGAAGCUCGAGCGCCGUGAAGCAGCCGUCCAGAAGGUCAAGCGCUUAUCCAACAGAAUCAGCGAAAUAGCGGAGCAAGAGUUCACGGGGAAGUCGGCCAAGGUGACUCGCAUCGUCGAGCCACGGGAGUCACAGACGGCGAUGGACGAUAUGACUGGAAAGAGCAGCGCCGUCAACGUCGACGACGACCCCACAAGGGAGCUUCACCUCACCGACGGGGACUCUGACUUUGCUAGCGUCAUGGAGGGCGAAAUCGUGAAGCUGAAGCAUACUUAUCGGGAGCUUCAGAAACGGGCGCAGCAGCAGGAUCUCGAAGUCACCGACCACUUGCCGCCCUCGCUUCCCCCGACUCUUCAGAGAAGCAAAUCGGAUAGCGGAAUCCCCUCCAAGUCGGCGCAGCAGAAGGCUCAGCCCCCCGGAAUCCUCAAGAAGUCUAGUCAAUUCGAGGACACCGGCCGCUUCAGCGUCAAGUCAGCGCUGAGCGUGGCGAGCCUCCAGACCGAGGAAGAGGCUCCCAACACGGUACGCAACCGCAGGUCUUCGCAGGGCAACACUCAAGACCUCCCUCGUCCUGGGUCGCGUCUCCGCCGCAACUCGGAGGCGGACCGCGACGCGACGGAGCCCAACAUGACCUCUGCCUUCUUCAUGCCCGACAUCACGCUCGAUGGUCCCAAGCAGGGCACCGCCAAGGAUUUGCCGCAGCAACCCCUCCCCUCCCUCAGCAGAGACGCCCGCCGGGUGUUGGACGGGAUCUGCAAGCACAAUUCUGUCAACUGCAACAUUUGUGUGCGGAUUGCCGCCCAUGGCAGCGGCGGCAACAACAGCUUCGAGAAAACCACGUCGGCUCCGGCCGGCCACAGAACGACCUCCACGGCCGCUCCCGCCUCCAACAAGAUCCUCAUCACGCCCGAGGACGUGCGGCGCGGCAAGAAGAUCGUCUCGGCCGAGAAGCCCAUACCCGUCUCGGACCGCAUGCACCAACCGCCGUUAUCAGGCCAGGAGGACCCCACCGUCCGGCCGGCCAUGCCGCCCGGAGAAGCCCUCGCCGUGCUCAUCAAGGAGACGCAGGACGAGAUCGACCACUUGCAGAUGGAGCUCAAGAAGCUCAACGAAAUCUAUUUUGGGCUCGACAAGUCGAUCGGCAUGCGGGAGCGCCGCCGCGUCAUGAGCGAGAUCAAGCGGCUGCAGGGCGAGCUAGAGGCCAAGAGCGGGCACCUGUACCGGCUGCACGACGUGCUCGAGGGGCAGAAGCAAGCCGGGCAGCUGAUGGAAGGGGACGGGGUUGACGUGACUGUCCUGAGUGGGUUGCUAAGAGCGGAGUUGGAGGGCGAUGGGGAGGAGAUUGGAGGGACGGAGACGGGGAGGAGCGGGGAGGUGUGGGAGGGGUUUGAAUAAGGAGUGAGGUCUUGCCGGCUUGCUCACUCGUGAGCGCUUUGGUUUCAAGAGGAUAAGCCUUGGUCUCUCCUGAGGCUUGGCGGCGAUGAAGUAGCGUGGUUGUGGUGGUGGUGGUUGUGGUGGUGGUAGC
Molecule: messenger RNA, 3688 nt
Organism: Thermothelomyces thermophilus ATCC 42464
Lineage: Eukaryota; Fungi; Ascomycota; Sordariomycetes; Sordariales; Chaetomiaceae
Exons: 1
Coding region: 1-3558 (1185 amino acids)
Molecular function (GO): microtubule binding
Source: RefSeq, a predicted model, not a curated record